CAAAAACGUUUUUUUUUUUCUAAUACAUUUAUGUAGCAAUAAAACUUAGACUAAAACGAAACAGCACAAAAAAAACUAUAAGUUCAAAUUCUGAAUAAGUUUCGAUGGACAGCAAAAAGAAUAAUAGUUCGGAGUCUGCAAACAAACAUUGAAGCAAAACACAUGUAACUUAGCCUGCAUCUUAUAAGUGCCUUAUAAUAAUAUAAAAUAAAAUUUUUUGAGAGAUCUCGAUAUAUUUUGAUUGUUCUGGUUCAUGUAUGGAAAUAAAAUCCGUAAUGACAGACUGUGUUGAUACAAAACUAAAAGUCAAUGAACAAGGUAAGAUCAAGGACCAAAGCGAUUCUGAAGAUAUCAAUCAGCAAAAUAUUCAUAAUAAGAGAAGUGAAAAAUUAAAUAAACCGUGUCGUGACGGAUUUUGUUACUGCUUUACAAGCGAUAGUGAUCAACAUGUGCACAAAAAAAAGUUACGGACGAAAUCUCGGAAAUAUUGUGUAGAUAGUUCCCAAAGUUCAAAGUGUUCUGAAGAAAAUACUUCUCAAACUUCUGAUUUUUCAGAGAUGAAUCAAAAUGAAUUUUCAGAGUAUUUGUUAUCAGAUCAAAAAGCUCAAAAGAAAUUCAAAGAUCAACGCAUAAAAAGAAAAAGUAAUUAUGAGUUACAAGCAAAAGCCACUCUUAACAAAAAUGAAAAUGCCCCUUUGAUUCAUAUUGUUCAAGAAAUUUAUAGAGACAGGAUUAUAUCGGAAGUGAAAGUUAAUGAAAAAGUUUUUAAUAGAAAAAAAAGUUUGAAGGAUAAAAGUAGCAACAAAACAAAAAUUGAAUAUAUUACUGAAAAGCCUGUAGAAGAAAUAAAUUGUGAUUUUGAGGAUAAAUAUGAAAGUGAGGUACGCAAUCAAUAUAAUUUGGGAAAUUAUCUGAAAGAAAUGUCAGAAGAAAAAAAUCGAUCUGGACAGUUCUUAAAACGUAGAGUUUCGGAAAAUUUUCAAAACAGAUCAACAUAUUGUAAUGCGCCCCCAAAGAAACCACCCAGAAGAUUUUCUGAAAAUAUAAAUCCUUCAACAAGAACUUCAAAGGUAAUAACAGAUUUUAAAGAAGCGGAAAUGAUUUUAAAUAACUUUUUAAGACAAUAUGGACGAAACUUUGAGAUAGAUGAUAAUUAUGUCGAUAAAUUGAUUCCGUCGUUUGAUAAAACACAAAGAGAUCCCAAGCAUGGAAUACCUGAAAUUAUAUCUGAUUGUUCGUCAUUUGGUAGCGAAUCUGAAACAGAAAGUGGUAUAGAAUCAAACAUCGAGUGGAUUCCCCAAACGGAAAAUAAACUGCUCUGUGCCCAAAAUGUUGCAAAAACAAGAACAAACGAUUUGCUAUUAAAUUCUAAAUCACCUGUUCAAAUCGGUUGGGCUCUACCUCCCAAACAAGAUAUUGACACUGUUGAUGGCUCUAUUAAACCACAGCGCGAAGGAGACAAUUUUCAUAAUUUUGCCGAAAACAUGGAGUCAAAGAGCACUCCCGUUAAAUCGGCGGAAUUUGUUAAUAUUAAUCAUUCUGAAAUAAACAAACAAGCGAAUGAAACACCGAAAAAGUUAGAUAUAUCAAGCAAUUCAACUAUAAAAGCCAAGGAAAGAACAUGUGAUUUUUUGAAAAAUUCUGCAAAUAAAUUUGUAAAUUUGGUUCAUAAAAUAAAUAGCAAAGAUAAAUUUCGUAACAAACUAUUUCAGAAAGAUGCUUCAUGUCAAACCUCCAACAUAAGUUUGCAUGAUAAUUCAUCAAAAAAUGAUACUAAUGACAAUAAAACAAAACCCAAUCUCUUUAAUCACACUAAUAAAAACACUUAUUUAGGUGGAUUUGACUUUAAUAGAAAAAUAACUUCACCAAAGUCCCAUCGGCGGUUAUCGUUUUCGCCAAAGAAAAUUAUGAAAAAUUUUUCCCAAAAGUCUUCGAAUAAUAUUUUAGAGAACCGCAAGGAUUUGGAAUUUUAUAAAUCUUAUCAAAAGGAUUAUAAUGAAGAUUUUUCUCUCAAUUUAAUGAAUGAUAUAUUGCUAAACAUUAAAGCUAAACUAGAAGCAAGCGACAGGCAUGCUACCAAAGUUUUCGAAGAAGUAGAAAAAAAUGAAAAAUUAAGAGCUUUGCAUUGCAAAAAAGUAAACGUAUCUGGAAGUUCCCAAGAGUUUAAUGCAAAUAAUUAUGGAAAAAUAACUUUAGAAAAUGUUGAGGUUCAUAAUAGCUAUGGAUGCUCUAAUAAUUUAGACCAUAUUAAGGACAUAUAUUCAGAAAUUGAAGAAGAAAAAAUAAUUUUCAGUGGUAGCCCAUCUGUUAGAAGUUUAGAUGAAAUUUCGCAUUUUUACGUAAAUAAUGAUCCCAAUUCAGAAUAUGCUGAAGUCAAAAAAAUAAAAGUAAAAUCAUGUAGAAGUUCUGAUUUGGAAAACAAUUAUCCAAUACUUUCACCGAAAGCAAGCAUUCCAGAAAACAAGCUUACCUAUGCGGAUAUUGAAAUAAAUCCGGAUUAUCUAAACAAAAGUUGUGAUGUAGUCAAGUAUGGCAAAUGUAAAUUGACACUAAAAGAAAAUGAAAAGUGUUCUGAAGGCAUGAAUAACGCUGUCGACAUGGAAGAUAUAAGCCAAAUACCUGUCACUGAGCUGUGUGUACCAAAAACAAACAGCCCUGAAUGCAGUUCAAAUUUUUCAAGAAAUGCUAUAAAUUCUGUAAGGAUAUUUGAAAGUAGCGUUGUAGAAAAUCAAACGAGACCAGUUAAAGAACUUGUAGAUUAUUUUGAACAUUCUUUGUGUUGCAACGCCACAUGCAAUCCGAGCAAAUUAGCUUCUUAUGAAUCUCCAAAUGGCAGUACAAAUUUCGAAACAGAAAUAUCAGAUGCCUUUCAAGAGUUAGAUUCAGUUGCCUGUACUUCAGAAAAUAUUUAUUAUGAGAUUGUAGAUCAAAAGGAAAAAGGUCAAAGUUGUCUUUUAGCAGAAGAGAAAUCAAAGCGAGAUUCUGAACUUGGAAAAAAUAGUUCUUUUACAAGUGCAUCAUUUGACUAUAGGAUGAAUAAGUCAUUCGAAGGAAAAAAAUACAGUAUUUUAAAACGGAAAUUCAGAAAAUCUAUUAGCAAGGGAAAGUCACUUUUUAAAAACAAAUUUCAAAAUUAUUCCCCUAACGACACGGUAAAUUCAUACGACCCAUGGGAACAGUCAAAUUUAGGUAUUACUAAAUUGUUUGCUGAAGAUGACGACGAAUCUUUGCAAAAGCAAUUGGAAAAAGCUGUUUUUAUAUGUAGAAAGAUACCGUUGCUGCAAAACACCAUUGAAGCAGUAGAAGCUGAACGGUUGCUUUUAUAUUCUGCCUUAAAAAUUGAGAAUCUGAAAAAUGCCGUUUCUGAUAAAACUGCCGUAAACGAAAAACCAUCGACUGAUUAUGAAUCUUGGAUUUGUAUUAAAGAUUUUGAAUUACCAAUAAAAAGUGAUAUUGAUUUUAUUGAUUUUUUUAACUUUUUUUAUGUCGGUGUAUUUUCGAACGGGCAUAAAAUUAUAUCAACGAAUUACGCUGAGAAACGUGACAAAUUGAUAAUUUUUCGAAAUUGUGGUGUUAACUUUGAGAAUAUCAAUUGCGAUACAAAAAUUGUAUGUGACAUAUAUGUUUUAAGGCUGAGAAAAGUUUUGAGCACAAAACUUACAAAGGAACAAGUCAAGGCAAAAAUGGAGGAAAUUAAUGGCUUCUCCGAUUCUGAUGAGCAACUUUUAUCACGUUUUAAAUUCCAAGGAUCAUUUCAUUUCUUCCCACAUAAUUUUACUCCAUUAAAAGUUAAGUAUUCCAAUGACAAGGAACUGGAAAGUUUGAAUAAAUUUUGUUUACAUUCAAUAAGCACUGUGAAUCUUCCAACAGAGACUGAGUCAGAUCAUUCCGUAAUACUUAAAUUCGUUAAUGUUACUGCUGAACUGGAAUUUUUUUUUAAUAAAUUUAUACUUGAGGGGUUUCUAAAUGUUCGUAGAAUAACAUCGGAGCACGAUUGGAAUAAAUGCUGGUGUAAAGUAGAUAAUUUCAAUUUUUUAUAUUGGGAUUAUCCUCAGGAUUGUAAUAAUAAGCCACCUAUGUUUAUUUGUAAUAUGAUCGAGUGUGUAAAUGAAAAAAUUGAAAUUGCUUCCCAAGAAAUAUGCCCGAGACCGAAAUCUUUUAGUAUUAAAUUAAAAAAUGAUUCUAAUCUUACCAGAAAUAUUUAUUUUUCAGCCGAUAAUCAAAAUGAUUUAAAUUAUUGGUUGAAUGGCUUAAAUAAAAUUUUAACUUUUAAAAAUAAAUGGAUGUAAAGUUUGAAAAUUUAAUUAAUUAUUAUAGCAAUAUUUUUUAUAAUAAAUUUAUACCAUCUAAUUAAUUAAAACUAACUACAAUAAUUUUAGGUGUAGUGUCAUAUGUUGAAGGAAGAGCCAAUAAUUUUAAAGUAAACAGAAUCUCUUCAUAUUGUUAUUGCUUUUAAUGUUUAUUUUGUGUUUAAACUAUUUGAAUUUAAUUGUUCUUACUUUAUUUUUUAUUAAGAUUUUCUUUAAGGCUCAAAUUACUUCCUGAUAUAUUUGAUUUAUUUUUUAUUAAAGUAGAUAUUUUUAUUAGAUAGCUUAAACAAUUUCCCAAAAAUUCUUAGUUGUUACACUAGAAAAUUGU
This is a messenger RNA of Condylostylus longicornis, 4638 nucleotides long. RefSeq lists its product as uncharacterized. Lineage: Eukaryota; Metazoa; Arthropoda; Insecta; Diptera; Dolichopodidae. The transcript is spliced from 6 exons. The record is from RefSeq and is a predicted model, not a curated record. Bases 258 to 4289 code for a protein of 1343 amino acids.